UAAGCAACUUCACGAAUCCGCACUUGAUAAAUCGCUCCUAAAUAGUGCACUCGUAUAAUUCAAAGUUUCAUCAUGUACCCUGGUCAAAAUAUGGAAGAAAAGUACAUCGAAAAUGAAAAUUUCAAUCAUCCGUCUUAUACGCGAAGAAAAAACAUCUUUGAUUUGUCCACUCUAUGCUGCCUCCUAAUUUUAUUCGUGAUUCAAAUCUGCUGGUUCUAUCAUAUUUACGCGCUGAAGAAUGAAAUGGCUGAAAUUUCGAGAAACAAUGAGAAACUCACGAAAGUUUUAGCCGCCAUUUGGAACAGAAGAAGCAAGAGGUCAGCCAGUAUUGGAAUUGAGUUUCCCAGUGCAGAUUUCGCCGAUUUUGCGAUCUUCGAUGAUUUAGGAGCCACGUACGUCAUUGGGAAUCCAUUUUGCAAUGACGUUAAAAAGUGCGUGAAAACAGAAUUGUUGGAUCUCGGAAAACGUACAAAAGAAGGAAAAAUAUGCACCAAAGGUGAGCCUGGACCGAUUGGCCCUAUAGGACAUCCUGGAAUAAAGGGAGCUAAAGGCGACCGAGGACAGGAAGGAUCUGUAGGUCCGAAAGGUUCUAAAGGCCUAUCAGGGUAUCCGGGGAUCCCAGGUCUGAGUGGCAGAAACGGAAUUGAUGGUCCACCAGGAAAAGAUGGUGCGAAGGGUGAGGCCGGUAAAAUGGGACCUAAAGGAGAUAAAGGAGAUAGAGGCCCAGUAGGUGAAAGUCUGAUUGGACCUGUUGGGCCUCCUGGAUUACCUGGAGUUAAGGGAGACAAAGGAACCACCGGUGCUACAGGGAAAGACGGAAGUAAAGGAGAGGCAGGUUUGCCGGGAAGCCAGGGAGAAAAGGGCGAGAAAGGUAGUCGAGGAAUCGUUGGUAUCCCGGGAAUGAUAGGAGAUAUUGGUCAAAAAGGCGAUGUAGGUCCAGCAGGUUCCAAAGGAGAUAGAGGAGAAAGAGGAGAUAUUGGACCGAAAGGAGUCAAAGGAGAUAAAGGUGAACCUGGAGAAUAUCAAGCCGAAGCAGAUAUAGUGUGAAUUCGAUUAUGAUUGUUUUUAUUGAUUUUACCUUUUGUUAAAAGUAUUGGCUAUAAGUUUCUUACUAUCAAUAAACAUCAUUCUUAAUA
Molecule: messenger RNA, 1136 nt
Organism: Coccinella septempunctata (seven-spotted ladybird)
Lineage: Eukaryota; Metazoa; Arthropoda; Insecta; Coleoptera; Coccinellidae
Product: collagen alpha-1(XXV) chain-like
Exons: 7
Coding region: 73-1047 (324 amino acids)
Source: RefSeq, a predicted model, not a curated record